AAGAUUGAGCACUCGAAUCAAAGGCAAAAUUUCCCUCUAAUUCACUAGUGGCAAUCUCCCCUUUUCCUCAUCAGCUCACUUGCUAGUAAUCCAGGGGACACUUGUUGAGUUGCGUUCUAGAAUGGGUGAAAAAACAUUUGAAGAUGGUGGCCAAAAUCUUUCAGCCAUUGAAACUAAUCCUUCUAAAGGGAUUUAUGGUAAUGAGAAUUCAGAAAGUAACAUUGCAUGUAUGACACCGGAGAAAGCUGAUGAGUAUUUGAAAGGAAAAUUGAAAGAAGAUGGAAUCAAACUUCAAGAAAAAUGCCGGGCAAUUGUAGAGUUCUUUACUUGCUUUACUUCCUCGUUGAGGCUGCUUAAAAUGAGAAAAAGGAUGUCUACCUUUCACAAUGUGUCCGGCCAGGUGUCGAUUAUGACAAAAAGAAUGUUUUUGGACAAACAUCUAGCACAGAUAUUAUAUAUCAUUCCCGAAGCAGUGAAUAUUGAUAAAGUGAUGAUUCACGACAAGAAGACAUUGUGCAUGAAACCGGAAAUGAUAAUCAAUCUUCAGUUAGAUGUUGUAAAAGGUCACUCUGAGCAUUCUGAUUUUCUGGCAUUACACAAAGUUUUCGCUUCAAGGGUAUCAAAAUACUUUGCAAUGCAUCCGGAGAAAAGUGAAGUUCCGGAAGGGGAAUUACCAUGGCCCUUCAACCGAAGAAAAAUAUUCUCUCUCGAUCAAUUGUUUGAUAAUUCUUCAGCUAGAUCUCGGCCAAUAUCCAUAGAUUCCGAUUCCGAUUUGACUUUAGAAGAACUUUGUCCACAUUUAUCUUUCAAGCGACAUUUUUCUAAGAAAUUCAUUUCUAGCAUAGAGAUAUCAGAACUAGUUGCAUCUUCUAUUGUUGUUUCACCAUCCAUUCCAGCUAAGUUGCUUGAAGAUAUUCCGACGAUCUCUCCUCAAGUUGCUACUGCUAAUUCUUCGGACAGUCCUCUUGUUAAGUCUGUCAUGUCUUCUGCUUCUAGCAGCAUAAUGACACAAACACCGGUACAGUUAACACCAAAGAGAUCAAUGCUGCCAAGUUCAGAGGUGAAAACAAGGAAACCUGCAAGUGUAGGAAGUGUAUGUAAACCUGCAAAAAGGUUUCUCAACUUUUCUGGCAUGGAAAGUGAUAAUGGCAAGUCGAGUCUAGGUGUGGAUGGUUUGCAAUGCUAUGAAAUCCCUGGAAAGAAGAACUUUCUCGACGAGCAUAUCCAAAAGAAGAAUUAUACCAGUAAAGAAGUAAUUAGUCAAGAAUCAUCUUCUUGCUUGCCUGAACUUGUUUGUGUUGUCUACAACAUUUUCAAGUCUGUGAAUUGCUCUUCAAUUACCAAGGAGGAGCUCGUGCACAAGAUUAUAAUGAAUUGCCUUGAUAUUACUGAGAGAAGAGAAGUGGAAGAGAGAAUCGAGCAGCUCGAAAAGUUGGUUCCGAAUUGGAUCUCCAAGAAAUUGACAAUUAGUGGGGAUGUUACUUUUAGCAUCAACACAAAGGAAGACUUGGAAUCGGUUGUGGCGAAAACAGCUCGCAUUUGAGAAGUUCCCAAAAUGGGGUCUCCACGUAACAUAUUGUCUUGAGUCUCUUAUAUUUUUACAGUUAAAUUGAUUUUGGUCCUUAUGGUUUGGAAAAAAGUUGGAAUUUGGUCUCUACUAGAGUAUUUAUGAAACCAUGGAGACUUGGAAAAUUCUUUCCAUGGCAAUUUUUUUGAACAAGUUUUCAUAGGGCUAAUCAAAUGAGAGUUGUUUGAUUUCUCUAUUUCCAUUGUUUUGUAUAGUAUCUUGAUUGGUGAAAUGUGCAAAAUUGCCAGUGAUCUUACCCAA
Cucumis sativus (cucumber) is the source of this 1828-nucleotide messenger RNA. Its product is annotated as CDT1-like protein a, chloroplastic. Bases 122 to 1543 code for a protein of 473 amino acids. Gene Ontology annotation, cellular component: nucleus. NCBI's taxonomy places the organism in Eukaryota, Viridiplantae, Streptophyta, Magnoliopsida, Cucurbitales, Cucurbitaceae. Gene Ontology annotation, biological process: regulation of DNA-templated DNA replication initiation; DNA replication preinitiation complex assembly; DNA replication checkpoint signaling. The transcript is spliced from 7 exons. Gene Ontology annotation, molecular function: DNA binding; DNA polymerase binding. The record is from RefSeq and is a predicted model, not a curated record.